AUGAUUGUUGAUAAAGAUGAUGUUGUUCAUGGAGAAGGAGAUGAUGAUGAAGAGACAAAUACAGAGGAUAUGGAUAUGUCUAAAGAGGAGACAAGAAAUCCAGAUGUCCUUGUGAGCACAUCUAAUGUGGAUACAAACAUCGUGAACUAUGAAACACCUUCUACAUCUAUUCCUAAGUCGACAUCAACUGUUCCACAUAAGGAUGAUAAGGAAGAAGAUUUUGGUUUUGGAGAUCUUACUUUUAAUCCUGAUGAGGAGGAUAUUGCAGAUGAAGCUAUAAUGUUAGGAAAACAAUACAAUAUCCUGAAGUACAAGAUGAAUAUGAUCUUUUAA
Messenger RNA from Lactuca virosa, 333 nucleotides. The record is from the annotation of a GenBank genome assembly. Lineage: Eukaryota; Viridiplantae; Streptophyta; Magnoliopsida; Asterales; Asteraceae.